UUUUAAAAGUCCAUCCAUAGCUUGACGAAGUUUACGCAUGCUUGGCUUUAAUUCAGAACCCCAAUCAGUCAUAAGAUUAAAAUCAAGUCCUUCUGUAAACUUGUUUCUGGAAGUUAUUUCAAAAUUGGUCAAUAUGUUUUUAUACACAAUGUUAUAUGGUUUAAAUUCAAGACUUAUAAAUAUAAUUAAAUCAAUACAAUUACAAUGAUAUUAAUGUAAAAGUACUAAAUUGUGUCAUGCAAAAUUACAAACAAUAAUGAAAUCAAAACACACAAUUCAUACAUAAACAUGCCAAGCUUUAUGUAAACUAUGCCAAUAUUAGAUUAUAACAAACGUGGUACAGACGAGUAAUCAACAUAUAGAACUCAAUUGAUGUUGGACAAGUCGAUAGUUUUAAACUUAAUGUACAACUAUGGGUUUUGAUAUCAUCCGUUUCGUUGGCGAAGUAGAUGAAGAGCUUCUCUGCCCCAUAUGUACUGGAGUGUUACAGGACCCAGUCCAAGCACCUGCUUGUGAACACGCAUUCUGCAAAGGUUGUAUACUCGAAUGGCUGUUAAGACAAUCCACAUGUCCAGUUGAUAGACUUUCCGUCAAUGUUCUUCAGUUGCGACCAGUACCACGAAUUUUAAAAAAUCUACUAAACAGAUUGUAUAUUAUUUGUGAAAAUUCAAGUUAUGGAUGCCAAAAUGUUGUCAAACUAGAUACAUUAGACUCUCAUUUAUCUGAAUGCGAGUAUAAUCCUAAGAGACCAUUUCCCUGUGAACAAGGAUGUGGUUUAAUCAUACCUAAAGACGAACAUAAGGACCAUAACUGUGUAAAAGAAUUACGAGAAUUAGUACAAAAACAACAACAAAAAAUAAAUGAAAUGCAUCAAGACAUGGCUACAUACAGAUAUGAAAUGACUGGAAUCAAAGAUGAAAUGAGAAUUUUAAAGGGUUACGUGCGAGCCUUACGUGUAUGCAAUCCCAGCGUAAGAGCUGUAACUGAUGAGUUGGAAAGAGAUGAAAUCGAACGCUGGUCAAGUUCUCUUCCUCAAGCCAGAGUUACUCGCUGGGGAGGAAUGAUUUCUACGCCCGACGAAUACCUUCAAAACAACAUAAAACAAGCACUUAUCGAAAGUGGCUGUCCUGCUCACAUCCUUGAUGAUCUCGUAAAAAAUUGUCACGAACGAAAUUGGCCAUCUGGACUAUCAAGUCUAGAAACAAGACAACACAACAGAAGACACUAUGACCGAUAUAACUGCAAGCGUAUACCUGGGAAACAAGCUGUUAUCGUUUUGCCUUGUGAUAAUAUUAUGGUUAGUGAUGACAUGAUGUCUGAACCAGGUCUCAUCAUGAUUUUUGCUCACGGAAUCGAAUAAACAGUAUGUGCAUGUCGUUUUUAGUAGGUAAUGUUAAACAACUAAUAUAUUUUUUUUUUAAUCCCAUUUUGUUAUUAUUAACUAUUUAAUAAAAGUUAUAGUUAACAACGAACCACUGUGAUAAAUUAUAUGUACCACAAAUCUGUUACGAAUCACCUACCUUUUUUUUUAUCAUUGUAAUUUUUAAAAAAAAAAUCAUCAUUUGUUUUUUCAACGUAACAACUUUAGAACACCAUUUUUAUGUAACUAACAAAAAUAAUGAUUAUGAGCUUAUUUAACAAUGAAUAACCGUACAAAAGCCAUUUAUGAAUUCGUUUACUUCACUAUUGCUUUAAAUGUUUGCUAAAUGUGUAUACAAUGGCAUUUAAAUCUUAACAAUCAAUUUUAACUCGUUAACUAUAAAAAAAAUAUAAUUUUAUUGAGUAAUUUAAACUUAACAUUUUAUAUUUUUAUCUUACAUGUAUGUAAUUACCAUAAACUAUUUAAACUAUGAGAUUUAUAUGUUUAUCAUUGUCGUAUAUAUGCGUAUCUAAACAAUUAUAGUUAUUAUAAAAUAGCCAGUAUGUGUUUUUAAUAUUAUGUUAUAUAGUCUUAAUGAAUUUAUUGUUUUAUAUGUAUGUAUAAUAAUUUUUAUGUUUAAUAUUAAGUCAAUUAUACGGAAAUUAUCACGUUAAGUAUUGCUGUAAUGAUAUAAUAUACGAGGUAUUUUCUAGAGUACUUCAAACUGUUUUGUAUAAAGCAUUUAUUCGUUAUCUUAUUAAUAUUAUUAAUAUUAAUAAUAAUUAUUUUUUAUUUUGACAAAUUUAAAUUUAAGUUAAAAUAAAAUACUUUUAACAGUACAA
Messenger RNA from Aphis gossypii (cotton aphid), 2202 nucleotides. It is a transcript of the gene elgi, whose product is annotated as E3 ubiquitin-protein ligase NRDP1. Gene Ontology annotation, biological process: regulation of canonical NF-kappaB signal transduction; tumor necrosis factor-mediated signaling pathway; protein K63-linked ubiquitination. Bases 413 to 1360 code for a protein of 315 amino acids. The transcript is spliced from 8 exons. The record is from RefSeq and is a predicted model, not a curated record. Gene Ontology annotation, molecular function: ubiquitin protein ligase activity. Gene Ontology annotation, cellular component: plasma membrane signaling receptor complex. Lineage: Eukaryota; Metazoa; Arthropoda; Insecta; Hemiptera; Aphididae.